AUAUAAUAAUAAUAAUAAUAAUAAUAAGCAAUCUAAUGUGAAUACAAAAUCAUGUGUAACCAAUUUACAGAAUGUAUCAUCCUAUUUCAAUAAAACAUUACAAAUAGAACCAAUUAAAUUUACAUCAAUCAAUUCAGAAGAAUAUCAAACAGACUAUUUACCAAAUUUACCACCAAAUUAUUCAAAUAAUUUAACAGACUGGUCAACAAGUUACAUGAAACAUGAACAACAGAAUGGAGAGGAACAUUUUAAUAAGUUUACAGAGAUUGAAAGUUGGCCAUCUUAUAAAUCAAAUACUACAUCGUCACUACUUCAAAUGUUUACAAAUUAUUGGUUACAAUUAAGUAAAAAUUAUAUCUUAAAUAAUUCAUCUCAGACAAGUUUAGAUGCACGAACAGUUAUUGCUAGUUUAUUGCCUUCAUUAUUGUUAAAAAAUAGUACAAUCAGUAGUACAUUUGAAUCAAAUGAUACAUCGUCAUCAGUUAAAAAUAAUGAAUAUGAUAUCAAUGAGAAUCUUUCACAUUCGGAAUCACCAAGAAUUACUAUACGUGAAAUUCCACCAUUGAUUACAAAUGAAAUAGAAGAGAAUAUGGAUUAUAAAUUUCAUAAAACAUACAAUUUUAAUCCAACAGAUUAUGUUAUUUCUUCGUCUCCUAAUACAAAUCUUGAGAAUGAUCAAUAUCCGCGAAAAUCAUCAAAAUAUAUUAAUAAAACCGAUAGGAAUAUAAGUAGAAAAUCACGGAACACAAAAUUGUGUACCACAAAAACAUUUUCAGUUCGUUAUAUAUUGGCUAAGAAAAAGAAAAGUCUCUCUGUGAUAGGGAAGAGAAAAAGGACAAGAAAAGUUACAGAAAUGAAAUUUCAACCAUUGAGCCCUUUACAAUGUGAUUUUAAACAGAAUAAAUCAUACAAUUUAAAACAAAAUGAAUUAACUGAAAAUCAAUUUUCCCCAUAUAGGUCACAAAGUUUACAAAACCAAUAUAUUUUAUCAAAUACUGAUUAUGUGUGUUCACCGAACAAUUUAUCCAAUACAUCUAGUAGACGUUCACCUAUUCAAUGUAGUUACAAUGAUAAUUAUUUAACAGAUAUAACUGAAUUAAAUUAUACCCAGUCAUUAGAAUCUAACUCUGACGAAGUGCUUGACCUUUCUUUACACAAUAGAAAACAAGAUACCUUGGAAGGAAGUUAUACACUUCCACACGAAGUUCAUACACCUGGUAGAUCUAAUAUUCCAUGGAUGAAAAAACCUGAUAUUAGUUUAAAACCCCCAGUUUUUACACCAAUCAACACAUCUGACACUUUGUGUUCUUCGUAUACAAAUACUAACAUGUUAGCUCAAUCUGAAGCGGACAUAAAACUUUCUAAUCAGGAGUUUAAUUUAAACAAUAUUCUACAUGAUAUUUAUAGUCUACCAAUUAUGCAACAUAUGAAGACAUUGCCAACUCCAAUUAAUAAUGAAUUUAAAAGAGAUACAACUACUGGUACUACUAUCUCUAACAAUAAUCCAUUGAAUAUUCUGCCAUUACCAGCCAAUACAUCAAAUAUUAAUAAAAUGUUUCCAGUUCAUUCAACUAUCCCAACAACACUGAUUCAAAAAAAGAAUUCAUAUAAAGAUGCGCCUAAAUUAAUCACUUGUCCUAUAGCUGGUUGUCAACAAAAGUUUCCAUGGAACAGUUCAUUAAAACGACAUAUUUUAACACAUACUCCUCAUAAACCAUUUGCCUGUACAAGAUGUACAAAAUCAUUUUCAACCAAAUCAAAUCGUGAACGUCACAUGGAACGUGUGCAUCGAGUUAGUUUAAAACGACAACGUCAACGUUUUCAUCAGUCAAAUAUGAGUAUACAAAGUCCUUCUAGUGGUGAUAAUCGUUCUGAGUUAAGUGGUCAUAAUUCUAAUCUAAAUUCUAUUAGUCGAACUAAUAUUGGAGAUAAUGAUCAGGAACUUGACAAUAUUGAAGAACUGAGAGAAGAUGAAAUAAUAUCCAUGAAUUCAAAUGAAAAGCAGGCGGAAGAUAUCAGUAAUAGUCUGUUGAUACGAGCUGGAGAUCCAGUAGUGGAACCCAAUCCUGAGAGAUUAUAUAACGCUGCACUACUUGCAGUGGCGAAUUCUACAAGAAGUGGUCUAACAAACUAUUUAAAUGACACUUCUUCGAACUGUAUAAAAGAUAUUCCUCAAAGUAUGUUGCCUACUGUUCCAGUCCGAUUAGGAAGGACGGGAAGGGUUGGCAGGCGUCCUAGGCGCGGCAACAUACUGAAUAUGAGGAGCAAUGUUCUGGAUAAAGACGAUCAAAUGACUUUUCGUACAAUUCCUCAAACAAGUAAUGCUAAUAGUUCUAUGCAUGAUGACGUCACAGAACCACCAGUGGAUUUAUCUAUGCAUUCAGCGUCAAAAAAUGCAUCUUCAACACUUUCUUGUCCAGUAUGUUCAGUACCAGUUGCAAGUAGGUGUUUUCGCCGUCAUCUUACACUACAUCAACUAGACAAUCCAGUUUUUCGAUGUCAUUUGUGUCAGCUUACAUUCCAAGAUCAAGUUUCAACUUUAACUCAUUGGGCUAUGGAGCACUCAAACGAGUGGGCUAAAUUUGUUAAAAAACUAAGCUCAAGUGAAAGGUCAGCUGAUGUUUUAACGCAAAUCCAGCUAACUUUGAGUAAAAAUAAUCAGACAAAAGCUGAGUUAGAGAAAGACAAUGAAACUAACAAAAACUUACCAGAAUCAAAAGAUCCAAUUAAUUACUCCUUAAAAACAACCACUUACGAUAUGCGCUAUGUGUCAUGUUGUGUUUGUCUUCAUCGCUUUGGUAGUCAACAAGAUUUGCAAAGGCAUAUGAGAUCCCAUACUGGUGAGCGGCCUUUUGUUUGUCCACAUUGUGGGAAAGAAUUUUCUUUGAAACACAGCAUGCAUAGACAUGCUCGUGUUCAUAUUAAGGAGAAUGUUCGAAUAAAUGCUUCCAAAAACGCCUCCCUACCUACAAACAAUCAUUCAUGUCCUACUUUUAAAUCGGAGGAGAUUAGCUGAGCAAUUUUUUGGGUUAUCUUUUCUGUAUUUCACUAAUCAAGCGCCACACUUUGAAGUAUUUUCAAAGUUUACAUCUUUAAAAUAUUCGUUUCAAAUGUACUUUUCCAGUUUCCGUUUCCAUGCUUCAUUAAAUUCAUCAGGAAAUUUCUUUGGUGCUUAUGGUUACAAAUUUUAUUGUAAAUUGACCUAGUGUUAUCAUCAAAAAUUUACUGCAUCUUAACGGAAUUCUUUUUACAGUUAUGUUACGGUGAAGGUUAAAAAUGCAUUUUUGAAAACGAUCAAACGCUCUAAAAC
Molecule: messenger RNA, 3310 nt
Organism: Schistosoma curassoni
Lineage: Eukaryota; Metazoa; Platyhelminthes; Trematoda; Strigeidida; Schistosomatidae
Source: the annotation of a GenBank genome assembly